Messenger RNA from Zea mays, 1455 nucleotides. Lineage: Eukaryota; Viridiplantae; Streptophyta; Magnoliopsida; Poales; Poaceae. The record is from RefSeq and is a predicted model, not a curated record.
GCUAUUAAAGGCCGUCUCCCAACCAGACAAAGCUAGUACUAGCAGUAGCACUGCGCCGCAGCAAUGGUGGUUUCCCUCGCCGAAUAAAUCUCACCGGUCGCGCUUCUUGGCGUGUUCCUCCGCUCGCCUGGGCUUCGAUCUCCAGCCCUCGCGUGAGCGCGGGUGCGGCCGCGGCGCCGUGGUCAUGGCGACGGAGGAGUGGGAGCUGCGGGAGGAGGACGCCUACGCCUACGAGUUCGAGUUCGACCUCGAGAACCCCUUCACCAGCCCCGCCGACGAGCCGAUCGCCAGUCUCCUCGACGCCGAGGGCCACCACGCGCCCUCUAUCUCCGCCGCGGCCUCGGCCACCCGCCGCGCCGCCGCCGCCUUCAUCUCCAAGGUGCGUUUCGGCGGCGAGCUCGCCGUGCACCCGCGCGUCGCCUACCUCGCGCUCAACUACGUGGAUCGCUUCCUCUCCAAGAGGCAAUUGGCGUGCGAGCAGCAGCCGUGGGCGCCGCGCCUGCUCGCCAUCAGCUGCCUCUCCCUCGCCGCCAAGAUGCAGCGCGUCGCAACAUUCUCCACCGCCGACAUUCAGAGGGACGAAGACUUCAUGUUCGACGCGGUGACCAUCCGUCGCAUGGAGCGGGUGGUGCUUGGCGCGCUUGAGUGGCGCGCGCGCUCCGUCACGCCGCUCGCCUUCCUCGGCUUCUUCCUCUCCGCAUGCUAUCCGCCGCCGCAGCACCCCCCACAGGUAGCCGCUGUCAAGGCGCGCGCCGUCGACCUCCUUCUCCACGCUCAGCCUGAGGUGAAGAUGGCGGAGUUCUCACCCUCCGUGGUGGCGGCGGCAGCGCUGCUGGCCGCCGCCGGAGAGGUCGCCGCCGCGAACCUCCACGCGUUCCAAGCCAGCUUGGCCGCCUGUCCCUUUGAGAAGCUGCGGGAGUGCGGUGAGGUGCUGGCAGCGGCGGGCGGCGUCGGGCGGGGGCGAGCCGCUCCGAGCGCGGACACGCCUGUGACGGUGCUCGGUCACCAGCGCAGCGCCAGCUCCGCCUCGGAGACCGACUGGAUUAACGGCGGCGACGCGAAGAAACGCUGCAUGGGCCCACCAUCGCAAUGGGGGUAGGCGGCAGGCCGCAGGCCGAGUCAAGCGGGUAUUGUCGCAGCUGGAUCGAAGAGUCGGAGAUUUUACUGCAGCCCUGCUCCUUUUUUUCCAAAUUGUUUUUACCCUUUUUCUUUUCCCAAUUCUUUCCUUCUACUUUAAUGCUCUCGAGGUAAAGUGACGAGGAGUGGUGGUGGUGGCUGUCAUUUACUAGUAUUCCUUUUUCCUAGCAUGUCUUUAUUUUAGCCUAGUUAUGGUAAUUUUUGCGGCGGUGCUUUGGAAGGUGAGGACGGUGGAUGAACAUACUGGGAUGGAAGAGGGGGAUGAUGUGAAAUGGUAAAAAAAAUAAAACCAAAAGGCUGGCAUGUUGCUUUGUCACC